This is a messenger RNA of Drosophila simulans, 5068 nucleotides long. It is a transcript of the gene cnn, whose product is annotated as centrosomin. The transcript is spliced from 10 exons. Gene Ontology annotation, cellular component: microtubule organizing center. The record is from RefSeq and is a predicted model, not a curated record. Bases 577 to 4329 code for a protein of 1250 amino acids. Lineage: Eukaryota; Metazoa; Arthropoda; Insecta; Diptera; Drosophilidae.
CCUCACAGAUGAGCUCGAGUUUUCCGCCCGUUCGCUCUGCCUUGGGUCGCUCUGAAUCGGUCGCAUCGCAGUUUCAGUCAGUUAUGUUCUAGCUUUCGGUUUAUUUGGACGUGCAGAGAGCGUUUUUCGGUUUAUUUUGCUUGCCUCUCCGGCUAUCAAUCGUGCCAUAUGUACAUACAUACAUAUCUAUAUACUCACUUAACCAUAUAUAUAUACAUAUGUAAAUAGAAACAAUCAGCGGGUCAAGCGUUGUGCGGGUGUGUGAGUGAUUGAUUGUACAUACAUAUCUGUACAUAAGUGCAAUUGUUUAUAUUGCAUUACGAGAUACAAAAGUGAUAGAUUGAUUUGUAAUUGAUUGCAUUCGUCGCUGUGGAUAAGCGAUUCAUUCGGAGGAUGCUGGUGUAUCUCGGAUAAAGAAAAAAAAAACAAAUCGAAAUACACAGAUAUAUAAAGUACAAAGUGUGCUCGGAUGUACAAUAAUAGUCGCUGCAAAUAUCUACAGAAGAACUGAAGCAAAAGUGAAAAGAAUAUAAAUAAACGCUAAUAAGAGCGCAAAUGCUAAAUGAAACAUAGAAUAUGGCGGGCAUCUUUCGAUCUACCUCACUAAAUCACUCGGCGGAUGUACCUGGCUCCCCAUUCAAGAGAUACUCUCUGAAUUCCAGCAACUCAAUAUUCUGCACCAGUCCGGGAGCCCUGCAAGAUGUCACCAUGGAGAACUCAUAUGCCAGUUUUGACGUUCCGCGACCUCCAGGUGGCGGCAACUCUCCCUUGCCGCCGCAGGGUCGCUCUGUGCGCGAGUUGGAGGAGCAGAUGUCCGCGCUGCGUAAGGAGAACUUCAAUCUAAAGCUGCGCAUCUACUUCCUGGAGGAGGGUCAGCCGGGUGCCCGGGGAGACAGUUCUUCAGACUCCUUAAGCAAACAGCUCAUCGAUGCCAAGAUCGAAAUCGCGACGUUGAGAAAAACCAUCGACGUAAAGAUGGAGCUGCUCAAGGAUGCCGCUCGAGCCAUUUCUCACCACGAGGAAUUGCAGCGCAAAGCGGACUUAGAAAGCCAGGCAAUAAUCGACGAGUUGCAAGAGCAAAUAAACGCCUAUCAGGUGGCGGAGUCUGGUGGUCAACCUGUCGAAAAUAUUGCUAGCACCAGGAAAAUGCUGCGCCUUGAAUCGGAGGUGCAGAGAUUGGAGGAGGAACUGGUGAAUAGCGAAGCUCGUAACGUAGCGGCCCGGAACGAGCUGGAAUUCUUGUUGGCCGAGCGCAUGGAAUCCCUAACAGCCUGUGAGGGCAAGAUUCAAGAGCUGGCCAUCAAGAAUUCCGAACUGGUAGAGCGUCUUGAAAAGGAAACAGCAUCCGCCGAGUCAUCCAACAAGGACAUAGACUCUCUUAAGGUUGAAAUAGAAGUCUGUAGGAAGGAGAAUCAAGAACUGGUGACCUCCAUUCGAUCCCUAAAACAUGAUAUGAAGCGACAAGCCCGCUCGAUGAAGGAGGCCGCCAAUACGAUGGACGUGCAGCGUCAUUCCAUCCAGCUUUUGGAAGCCACAAUCAAGCGCAAGGAAAAGUCGUGCGGAAGUAUGCAGAAAAGCGUGCUAAACUAUGAGGCACUGAUAGCCAAGUUGAACGCCGAACUGGAGACUAUGAGGCAACAGAAUCUUUACUUCCGUGAGCUCUCCGAAAACCUACAACAGAAGGAGGUGCGGCAACUGGAUCGCGGCGUGGCCAUCGUGCAGCCGAUGGGCAUGAAGGCGGAUGCCGGGGCCAAUCGGGAUCAGGGCGCCCAACUGGCGGAUAAGAUUUGCGAGCUACAGGACGCCCAGGAGAAGCUCAAGGAGCGCGAACGCAUCCACGAGCAGGCGUGCCGCACCAUUCAGAAGCUAAUGCAAAAGCUGAGCAGCCAGGAGAAGGAGAUAAAGAAACUUAAUCAAGAGAACGAACAGUCGGCAAACAAGGAGAACGACUGCGCUAAGACGGUAAUUUCGCCAUCCUCCAGCGGCCGUUCCAUGAGUGACAACGAGGCCAGCUCCCACGAAAUGUCCACCAACCUCAGGGUGCGCUACGAACUAAAGAUCAAGGAGCAGGAGGAGAAGAUCAAGCAGUUGGAGACGGAAGUAAAGAAGAAGACUGCGAAUCUGCAAAACCUGGUCAACAAGGAGCUAUGGGAGAAAAAUCGCGAGGUGGAGCGCCUCACUAAGCUGUUGGCUAACCAACACAAGACGUUGCCGCAGAUAAGCGAGGAAUCCGCCGGAGAAGCAGAUCUGCAGCAAUCCUUCACGGAGGCGGAGUACAUGAGGGCAUUGGAGCGAAACAAGCUGCUGCAGCGAAAGGUGGAUGUGCUCUUCCAGCGCCUGUCAGACGAUCAACAGAACAGUGCUGUGAUUGGGCAGUUGCGUUUGGAACUUCAACAAGCUCGCACGGAAGUCGAGACGGCGGAUAAGUGGCGUCUUGAAUGCGUAGAUGUCUGCAGUGUGCUGACGAACCGAUUGGAGGAGCUGGCUGGUUUCCUCAACUCUCUGCUGAAGCACAAAGAUGUUCUUGGUGUGUUGGCCGCAGAUCGACGCAAUGCUAUGCGUAAGGCGGUGGAUCGCAGCUUGGAUCUUUCCAAGAGUCUUAAUAUGACUCUGAAUAUAACAGCUACUUCCUUGGCUGACCAAAGCCUUGCUCAGCUGUGCAAUCUAUCCGAGAUUCUGUACACCGAAGGCGAUACAAGCCACAAAACUUUCAAUUCCCACGAGGAGCUGCACGCCGCUACUUCGAUGGCUCCGACUGUAGAGAACUUAAAGGCCGAGAAUAAGGCUCUUAAGAAGGAGUUGGAAAAGCGACGCAGCUCAGAGGGACAGAGGAAAGAGCGCCGCUCCUUACCGCUGCCCUCUCAGCAGUUGGAUAACCAGAGCGAGUCAGAGGCCUGGUCAGAGCCUGACCGCAAGGUUUCCUUGGCACGCAUUGGCCUAGACGAAACCUCCAACAGCUUGGCGGCGCCUGAGCAGGCGGUCAGCGAGUCGGAGAGCGAGGGAAGAACCUGCGCUACCCGUCAGGAUCGCAAUCGCAACAGCGAGCGUAUUGCCCAGCUGGAGGAGCAAAUUGCCCAGAAAGACGAACGUAUGCUUAAUGUGCAAUGCCAAAUGGUUGAGCUGGACAAUCGAUAUAAGCAGGAGCAAUUGCGCUGCCUGGAUAUCACUCAACAAUUGGAGCAAUUGCGAGUUAUCAACGAAGCUCUGACUGCGGACCUGCAAGCUAUAGGAUCACACGAAGAGGAACGCAUGAUCGAGUUGCAACGCCAGCUGGAGCUUAAGAACCAGCAGAUUGAUCAACUAAAACUGGCCCACAGCACUCUGACGGCAGAUUCGCAGAUAACCGAGAUGGAACUGCAGGCGCUGCAGCAGCAAAUGCAGGAAAUAGAGCAGCACCACGCCGAUUCAGUGGAAACCCUGCAAUCUCAGCUACAAAAACUCAAACUAGAUGCCGUGCAGCAGCUGGCAGAGCACGAGCGCCUGCAUCGCGAGGCUCUGGAACGCGACUGGGUGGCACUGACCACUUACCAGGAGCAGGCUCAACAGUUGUUGGAACUGCAACGAUCCCUGGACUAUCACCAAGAAAACGAGAAGGAGCUGAAGCAGACGCUUGUCGAGAACGAGCUGGCCACGCGGGCCCUCAAAAAGCAGCUGGACGAAAGCACUCUGCAGGCCUCCAAGGCGGUGAUGGAGCGCACGAAGGCCUACAACGACAAGCUGCAACUGGAGAAGCGUUCCGAGGAAUUGAGGCUGCAACUGGAGGCGCUCAAGAAAGAGCAGCAAAAGCUGCUGCAGAAGCGCUCCAACAGCAGCGACGUUUCCCAGUCCGGUUACACAUCCGAAGAGGUGGCGGUGCCCAUGGGGCCACCCUCGGGUCAGGCUACAACGUGCAAGCAGGCCGCUGCCGCAGUGGUGGGCCAGAGGGUGAACACAUCAUCUCCCGAUCUGGGCAUAGAAAGCGAUGCCGGCAGAAUAUCCAGCGUAGAAGUAUCCAACGCCCAGCGAGCGAUGCUCAAGACUGUAGAGAUGAAAACGGAGGGGUCAGCGAGCACAAAGGCAAAGUCAGAGGAAUCUUCUUCACCCGACAGCAAGAGCAACGUGGCAACUGGUGGUGCAGCCACAGUACACGACUGUGCCAAGGUAGAUCUUGAAAACGCCGAGUUGCGGCGCAAACUAAUCCGCACCAAGCGCGCAUUUGAAGACACCUACGAAAAGUUGCGUAUGGCUAACAAAGCAAAAGCACAAGUUGAGAAAGACAUCAAGAAUCAAAUACUAAAAACGCACAAUGUGCUGCGAAACGUUCGCUCAAACAUGGAGAAUGAGUUAUAACGAUCGCGCCGACGUCCAGUAUAUCAGCAUUAACCCGAGAGGCCAUUCACCCAAUGUUCAAUUGCCAUUUCUUGCCAUUCUUAUAUUUUGUAUGCAUUGUAUUUUGUUGUCUCGUUGCUAACUUGAUAUCAAUUAUUUAUGUGUUUUUUUUUUUUGUUUAAAGAGACCGUAAACAACGAAGCUAUUAGUACGAAAUACCCAUGCAUUUUCUAAAGACUGUUGAGGGAAUCGAACCCAUUGAAUGAACUAUCACACACACACACCUGUUUUAAGCACAAAACAAAGCUAACUUGAAACUGAGUGCUGACAAUAUGUAUCUAACCCGGCGCACUCAUUCAUAUUGAAUGACAUAUGUAUAUUAGAAUGUAUAUAUAUAUAUAUCCCCUAGUACCAUAACUUUUACGAAUAUUCUCUAGCAUACUCGACCUGAUUCUUGUCUCGCAUAACCCUCCAUUUUCCAAUCACUUGCGUGUAGUUACUGCCUGAUUAAUGUAUUCUCCUGCUGCUUAACUGCUCUUAAUCCUUGAUUUCAGUUAACCAUCGAAACGGAUACUGAAAUAAUUGUUUGACUUGCCGGCCAAAACCGUUUAACUACGUUGCCAUCCAAUAACUCUUUUUGUUCGAAACAUCCAUUUGUACAAUGUGUAAAAAGUAGUGUGCGUUGUCCUGGAGAACAAGAUCUAGAACUUAAGUCAUUUGUACCCGUCGUUUUAUGGAAUAAACAAUUGCGUUAGAAUUA